Molecule: messenger RNA, 3461 nt
Organism: Saccostrea echinata
Lineage: Eukaryota; Metazoa; Mollusca; Bivalvia; Ostreida; Ostreidae
Product: axin interactor, dorsalization-associated protein B-like
Exons: 10
Coding region: 15-911 (298 amino acids)
Cellular component (GO): membrane
Molecular function (GO): phosphatidylinositol binding
Source: RefSeq, a predicted model, not a curated record
UGUGAGAAAUUGAUAUGACAAGUGAAGAGGAACAACGCCAAGCAAUCUUGGCGCUUGGCAAAUCAUUCGCUCAGUGCACCGAUUUCGAUUUAUGGGGCCAACCAAUUGAAGCUAUGGAUGGCUACAAAAGACUAUCAAAACAACUAGAUGAUUUUGCCAAUGCAGAGUUUCCACUUUUCUCAGAUGAACAAAAGAAAGUCCUGAGGAAGAUAGGCAUCUGUUUGGACCUGAGAUGUAAAGCAUUACAGGCACCUGGCACAGUUAAUGGAAUUCUAUUAGAUGACCUCAAGAGGAUAGGAAAUACAUUAGACAGCAUUUUAAAGCAGAGAUGCCGAGACUUCCCUGUAGAUGUAACAGCAGCACAGCUCCAGGCCCGAACACUUCCCAGCUCACAGAACAGAGUUCAAGAAAGUGAUGAAGUGGAUGAUGAAAAACAGGGAUCUAGAGCGAAAGGAAGCUUGCUGCCGAGACCUCUAGCAUACAGUGGAAUGAAAGUACUGACAGUAAAAAUAGAGAGAAUUGGACUUAAAGAUGCCACUCAGUACAUAGAACCUUAUAUUACUGUGUCAGUGAGAGAUGCAACAGGGACAGAGCUCACAGCUUCACAGGAUACACCAGUAGCCACCAAGAAAGAGAAUAAGAGUAUUGUGUUUAAUGAAGAAGUGCACAUUCAGAAGUCUAUAGAGAGUCUCCCUAAUGGGUUUUCAAUAUUUUUUGAGUUCAAGCAUUUUAAACCAAAGAAAAACAUGAUCAGCACAAAGUGUUGGGCCUUUAUGGAGAAGGAUGAAGUCAAAGAGGGACCAGUAGCAUUAGAAUUAUACCAGAAACCAGCAGAUUACAAAAGGAAAAACAUCAAGCUGUUAACAGUAAAACCAUUGUAUCUCCAUUUAAAAAUUAUUUUUAACACAUAAUACUUUUGAAGUUGGACAGAAGUCAUAUAUCUGCCUUCAAAAAUUAUUUUAAACAGAUUAAAGUUGUGAAGUCAGAUAUAAGCAAUACAUACAUGUACAUGUUUUGGUAAACACAGGAAGGAGUAAGUGCCGUUUUACUCAUGAGUCAGUAUAAAGUGAGGAGUAUAGAGACCUUCAGUGGUUAUUAGCUUCCCAAUCAGUGUCUUUAUAUAAACUUACCUCCUUUGAUAUAAGUCUAUUGUUUGAGUAGAGCUUGAUGAAAACUUGUAAUAAAGUACUCUUGAUUUAAUUUAAGAAAAAUUAAAUUUAUAUAAUUGAAAAUUUGUAACUAUUUCAGUUUCCAAGAGAUAGUGAAAAGGAUGCAUUGUUGAAUAAUUUUGUUAACAAAAAAAGAUUUCUUUCAUAUAGAGCGUGCCUUAAUUAAUCAUAAAUAAGAAGUUUUUGGAAAUAACAGUUAUUAUAAUCUAUUUUCAUCCUAUAAUUUUACACAUAUUAUAUUUAUUGAAACUUUCUGUAUUUUUAUAGUAUUUUAUCAUUAUGUUUGUGUUAACAUUCCAAAGGUUUUACUAACUUACUAUGAAAUAAAAAGAUAGUACAGUAUUAUGUCAGUCAAACCCUAAUUGUAACCCUCACACUCUCCUAUUUAAUAUACAGUCAUGUUAGUGCCUUGUCCAAUGUACCUGAUAUAUUGUGAAUAUGGUUACAGGCUUUUUUUUUUUCAAUUUGUUAGUCUUCGGUAUUUCACAGUUUUAUAAUCUUUCAAAUAAAAAUGAUGAAAGAUGUUACCAUGCAUGAUGAAGAACUCUCAUAUAAAUCCACAAAUGUUAUAGUGUAUGCGUGGUGCUUUAUCAUAAAAUUCUGAUCUUAAUUUACAUGUACUAUAUUGGCUGUAAGAAAUUAUUACAGGUGUGCAGGUGAAAUGUUUUAUAUUAUUAUACAUGCUGCAAUCAGCAUAUAUUUUCUGUCAGAUAGUGAGGUUGUUUUAAAACUGGUAUCCAAUUGUGAGUUUGUUAACUGGUAUCCGUCCGAUGUGUUCAAUUGCUCAAGUAUGAAAUGUCGAUAUAUUGUUUAAUUUUGAGGUGCUUUUUUUACCAAAUGAAUUUUUUGAGAUGAAAGAAACAGCUUUUAUUUCUGUUAUUUAGUGUUCCAUCAGAUUAAUAAUGGAUCAUUUGGGCUUUUUACUGCACUUUGUUAUUGCACAACAGUUUGAUCAUUGUUUUGUUAAUCCUGGACUUUGGAGAGUUUGUAGAUGAUUUUAAAUUUACACAUUUUGUUUUUGAAAACUUGUGUUAUAUCAUCUUUGCUAACCAUAGGUUUUUUCAUCUGCUACUCUCCUCACAAACCUUUGGCCUAUGUUGUUACCAAAAGUCAGGAUUGUUUACGUUACGUGAUCUCAAAUCUUACUACUUGUACUUAGUAACCACAGCUUGUAACAUCGACAAAAAUAAAAAGCGUUCAAAAAAAUUAAGUUUUAAAAAGAAUGCUGGUAAUUAACAAGCAGGUUUCGAGUGUUUAUUUGUUACUUAAGGAGCAUAUGUUUAUUUGCAAUAUAGAUUCCUGAACACAUUAUGUGUAAAUCAGCUCAAAGUUGGAUGACACCAUAUCUGUUUAUAGAGUGGUAUAUCUUACAGAGCAUUGUAUACCUGUGUGUUUUCAUUCCUGAGACUAAAGAGUCAAGAUAUAUCCUGAACAGAGAUAUCCUCAUUUACAAAAUGGCUGAUUGGUCGAACUAUAUCAAUAAACUCCAAUCACAAGUUGAGAAAAAAAAAAAUCCUGACUUUUGAUUGCACCAUAAUCACCAUAUAAAGAAAUGAAGGAAGGAUUUUAUUAUUUAACAAUGUAUUUACAGCUUAUGAAACCUGGUGGAAAAUUCAGUGGAAUGACAAAAAUUAAUGUAUCUGUUUGAUUCACUAAGAAGCUCCUGUUUAUUAAUGAGUAAUGACAACUUAUGCAGUGAAUAUUUACAUUGAAGGAUUUUCAUUGAACAUUUAAUGAUACAUGUAUAAUUAUUAUAAGAUGAAAAUUUUAUUUGAAAUACAUGUACUAGAGAAAUAUAUGGUUUUGCAUAAUAUUGAUAUGUCUGUAUUUGAGAAUACAUGCAAUUACAUAUCCAAGUAAACAUAUAUAAUUAUAUAUAUUUCUUGUGAUUUGUGAUGAAGCAGCUUACCUGUUAUAUAAUACUGCAAAAAUUGAACUUGCAAAAUCUUGAAUACCACCCUUCAUUUACUGAAGGAAGCAGGCAUUCAAAUAAUGUUGUAAAGCAGUUGUUUACCAAAUUAUUAAGAUUUUAAAAAACAAUUUCAAGAGUAUUGAUUUUCUUUGAAAACUUGACAUAGUAUAGAUAAUUUCAGGAAAGCUAGCUAGCCUAGAAACUUUGGAAUAGAGUCUGUUGGACAUCAUGUAACUACAUUUGUGUACUGUUUUUUCUGUCAGUGUAUGGUUAGUGAUUAAUACAUUUAUUUUACAUAUAUGUUGAUAUAUAAUAUUUUUUUUUAGAUCUUAGCAGUGACUCAUUUUUACCAUGUAACAAUAAAGAGGGAGAAAACUCUU